ACUCCCCUCCCCCUCUGCUCCGCAGCCGCAUCGAAACACUCAGACAAACACACGGCCGGAGAGACAAGAAUCUAACGUGAAACACAGGAGAGACAAGGAUGAGAGACACGAAACCGCAGCCGAUACUGUCUCUAGCAUGAACCAUGACAGACUGGAUGGAGCGAGAGAUAGACAGCUAGAGGAGAGGGGUGGGGUGAGCGCAGACAGACAGAGAGAGAGAGAGAGACAGGAGGGAUAUGGCCCUCUUACACAUGUCUGCAGUCAACCUGCAAACCCUGGACUGAAGACCAUGCUGGAUAAAAGCGAAGUGUCCACUCUCAGUCUACCGCCCUCCGUGAGCCAUGGGGGGUCAGACGGGAACAUCAGCGUGGAGGCGGGGUCAGACGGGGCAGGCGGCGAGGUCCAGAGAACAAGAGUGGCGCUGGAACACCUCCAGCAGAAGAUCCUGAAGAUCACCGAACAGAUCCGUGUGGAACAGGAAGCCCGUGACGAUAAUGUGGCUGAGUAUCUUAAACUGGCCAAUAAUGCGGACAAACAGCAGGCGUCGCGCAUCAAACAUGUGUUUGAGAAGAAGAACCAGAAGUCUGCACAGACUAUUGCACACUUGUACAAGAAGCUUGAGCACUACCACAAGAAGCUCAAAGAGAUCGAGCAGAAUGGUCCUGCGCGGCAACCCAAAGACGUCUUCAGGGACAUGCAGCAGGGGCUGAAGGACGUACGUGCCAAUAUGCGAGCGGGAAUCAGUGGUUUCGGAGGUGGAGUAGUGGAAGGAGUCAAGGGUGGAGUCUCAGCGCUCACGCACACCGCCGUCGUCUCGAAACCCCGAGAGUUCGCUAGUCUCAUCCGCAACAAGUUCGGCAGCGCCGACAACAUCGCCCACAUGAAGGACUCUCUGGAGGAUGGGCACACGGAGGAGACGCCCAGAGCUCUGAGUGGCAGCGCCACGCUGGUCUCCAGCCCCAAAUACGGCAGCGAUGACGAGUGCUCCAGCGCUACUUCUGGGUCACCGGGUGGAAGCAACUCCGGCGGGGCGGGAGCGACAAUAGGCAGCCCGCGACUGGAUGGACAUCACCACCACCAUCAUCACCACCACCAGUCCUCGUCCUCCUCUUGGGAUGCCCUGCUGGAAGGCCUCCAGGAGAUCAAAGUCAGUCAGGUGCACAUGGAGGACGCCAUCGAGGACAUGAAAGCGCAGCUGCAGAGCGACUACAGCUACAUGACCCAGUGCCUGCAGGAGGAGCGAUACAGAUACGAGCGUCUGGAAGAGCAACUCAAUGACUUGACGGAGCUCCAUCAGAACGAGAUGAGCAAUCUGAAGCAGGAGCUGGCCAGCAUGGAGGAGAAGGUGGCGUACCAGUCGUACGAGAGUGCACGGGACAUCCAGGAAGCAGUGGAGUCGUGCCUCACCCGCAUCACCAAACUGGAGCUGCAGCAGCAACAGCAGCAGGUGGUGCAGCUGGAGGGAGUGGAGAACGCUAAUGCCCGAGCCCUGCUGGGGAAACUCAUCAACGUCAUCCUGGCCCUGAUGGCGGUACUGCUGGUGUUUGUCUCCACCAUAGCCAACUUUAUCACGCCCCUCAUGAAGACACGCACCCGGGUCGGCGCCACCCUCGCCCUCGCGCUCUUCCUGGUCACACUGUGGAAACACUGGGAUUGGCUGGAGCUCUGCCUGCUGCCCAGCUGAAGAACAUGAACAAAAUACAUGUUCAGAACUGUGACACAUCCUCCCAUCAUACCAGAAGUGGGAGAGAUCUUGGCCCUGUCCCAAAUCACACCCUAAACCCUCACGGCUCCCUUUGAGUCCACACUUUUGUGAUGUAAUGCCACUUUGACUGUUUGGUAGAAGUCUGCAGUGGAGCUCGUCCCAGUGCGAACUCAGCAAAAGUGUGCAUUGAAGGGAACAUAGGGGGCAUUGCACCCUUCUGAAAGCUAAAACGAUGAAUGGGACAUACUAGGGCUGCACAAUUAAUCGAAUUUUAAUCACGAUCACGAUUUUGGCUUCCCACGAUCAAAUUCGCGUGAUCGAGCGAUAUUUAAAAUGCGUCAUUCAUUCACACUUUGUAUUAAAGUUUUUUUUUUUUUAAAGCCAGUCUAGCGCGCUGUAAAGCCGCUGUCUGAUCACGUGCGUCCAUGCACCAAUCAGAGUUGUUCCCUGCACCGCGCAGCAGCUCAGUCAGUUUACAGAUGUAGACAGUCACAGACAGAAGACGGAGUAGCGUGAGGAAAAUAGCACAACAGAUAGGAGGCUAUAAUCUAUCUUAACAAAGAAAAAAUGUCUAACGUAGCAGAGGGAGCGGCCGAGGGGCUUGUCCCGAGAAUCGGAUCGUCAUCCAUUGUGUGGAAACAUUUUGGGUUUCAGGCAAGUGACACAAAACAAGAACAGGUCAUAUGCAAAGAGUGUCAUAAAGUUGUUUUGGCACCACAAAGCAACACAACGAACCUCUUUAACCACUUAAAAAAACACCAUAAAGUUCAAUACGAUGAAUGUAUGAGGGCCAAGAAAUGCGUUGCAAAGACUAAUCAUCCCACAACAUCAACUCAGACAUCCAUCGAAGCGAGCCUCUUUAGCGCAUCACCAUACCCAUCCACCUCCCAAAGACACAUUGAAAUAACGAAUGCAGUCGCAUUUCAUUUGGCUAAAGACAUGUGCUCAAUAAACACGGUGACAAACGAAGGCUUCAAAUUCUUGGUCAACACUCUGGAUAAACGAUACGUGAUCCCCUCGCGUAAUUAUUUUUCAAAGGUGGCACUACCUGCGAUGUACAGAAAACGCAGAGGUGAAAUAGAGCGUGAUCUUGCCAAUAUAAAGUACUUUGCAACUACAGCGGAUCUGUGGUCAAGCAGGACAAUGGAUCCGUACAUGAGUUUGACAAUUCAUUACAUCGAUGAGGAUUUUGCAAUGCAGAGUCGAUGCUUGCAAACAUCUUUUUUCCCGCAAGAUCACACGGGAGAGUCAAUUGCCCAGGGCCUGAGGGAGGCGAUGGCCUCUUGGAGCUUGCAGGAGGAUCGGCUUGUCUGCAUUACAACAGACAACGGAGCUAAUGUGGUGAAGGCAGCUUCUCUAAAUAAUUGGACUAGGCUUCAGUGCUUUGGCCACAAACUCCAUCUAGCAAUAGAGAAUGCAAUGAGAGAUCCUCGGAUUGAUCGAGCAGUGGGUAUCUGCAAAAAGCUGGUAAGCAGUUUCUCUUACAGCUGGCGACGUAAAAAGCAGCUUACGGAGGCACAAAGAGAACUGAAGCUUCCAGAGCAUACACUGAAGACUGAGUGUCCCACAAGGUGGGGAUCAAGGCAAGCAAUGAUUGCACGAGUCCUGGAGCAGCAGAGGGCGAUUUCUCAGGUCUUGUCCGAUGACAGAAAAGCCAGACACCUCAUCCCUACAUGGCAGGACACAGAUGUCCUUGAGGCCAUAAACAAAUCCCUCAGCCCUCUAUUGGAAUUUACUGAUGCGCUUUCCAGUGAGAAGUAUGUCAGCGUUUCCUUUGUGAAGCCAGUCCUCCACCUUUUCAGAUCCUCCAUCUUGAAAGUGAACGAUGAUGAGACAGACCUAACCUGCACCAUCAAGACAAAAAUCCUGAGCUAUCUGGAUGAAAAAUACAAUGACCCUCUGACACAAGAACUGCUUGAUAUGGCUUCUGCACUAGAUCCACGGUUCAAGCUCAGCUACGUCAGUGAGGACAAUGUUGCACCAAUUCAUGCCAGACUGACUUCUGAAAUGGCGAGGACUGCACCUGCAGCCAUGGCUGAGAUGGGCCCAACAACUGAUCCCCAUGGUGAGACUGCUGAGGAUGCACCCACUACAAAAAAGAAAAAGACCUUGGGGAGUUUCUUCAAGACUGCUGAGGGAGCAGGGGCAGCCACACAAAGACUCAGUCCUCUCCAAGAACAACAAGCUAUAUCUUCUGAGCUACAGUCGUACCUACAAUCAGGUAACCUAGACAGUGAGGAAGACCCGCUAGACUGGUGGAGGGAACAUCAGAGACUCUUCCCACGUCUCUCAAAACUGGCAAAGAAAUACUUGUGCAUCCCGGCUACAAGUUCUCCCUCUGAGAGGGUGUUCAGCACAGGGGGGAAUGUGGUGACCUGCCUUCGCUCAUCCCUCAAGCCAGAAAAUGUUGACAGGCUAGUGUUUCUUUCCAAAAACCUGUAAACUACAGUACUCUUUUCGGCAUAGUUCUUCUGCCUUGAAAUGUUCUUAUUUGGUUACAUUCUGUUAUAGAAUAUUUGUUUCUUAUUGAUUGUAUAUUUUAGUUUUAGUUUUAUUCACAUCCAUUAUGCAGGUACAACUUAAGUUUAUAUUUUGCUUCCUAAAAUAUAUUUACACAUUGUAAAAUGUAAAAUAGUGCCCUGUUGAAGUUUUGCUACAUUUUCUUUAUUGUUUUAAUUUAUUUUUAUUUAUUCUUUAAGGAGAUUCACUGAAUUUUGGUGAAUAAGAGGACCUAUUUUAUUUUGAUGCACAUAUCUGUACAUUAGCAGGAAUGUUGCACAAUAUGGAUGUGAAGGCAGUAAAUGUAAUUAGCUUGUGUGACAAUAAAAUUUUUUUGGGUUAAAAUCAACAAAUAAUUGUGCUAAUUAAUCGUGAUCUCAAUAUUGAUAAAAAUAAUCGUGAUUAUAAUUUUGGCCCUUAUCGUGCAGCCCACAGUCUCGUGGACUUAAUGGACAGACGUGCAUGUGGCGGCGAUUGUAAGUCCGCGACACCAUAAGUGCAAAUGAAAUGUGACAUUUGGGACAGGGCCCUUAAAGGAUGAAUAAGAAAGAUCCAUCCAUGGAGAUGCGGCCUGAAGAUGGUGCUGUCUGAAUCCCAAGCCUGGUCGACAUGGCUCUGCAUUUCCUUUCUUUUCCUUUUGAAUGGGUUUCUUUCCUUUUUUUAGACCACUGGGGUACUUUUUACUUUAACUAAUGAAUGUUAAAACUGGUUCUUUGUGCAGACACAAGAAAUUAGUCCAGAGAAUGGUGUUCUGCUGAUGCAUGACUUAGAUACCAAUACAUGGUCACAUUUCAGAUCCAAACAUCUUUCAUGCUGAUACCAAAACUGUCUCAAAUGCGUUGCGUUUUGUUUGUUUUGUCUCCGUGGAACUCUGUUGUAUAUGGAAUAUCUCACUAAAGAAGAGAAUGAAAAAAGGUCAUUGGCAUUUUACUUUGUGUAUUGUUAAGUGAUAUUUGACAUUGAGUGCAAAGGCAGAGACGGAACGUCACUAGUCAACAAUCAAUACUACAUCUGUCAUCAGAACAUUUUUGUAAACACAGUUGUAGUGUAACUCUCACUGUUAGCAUGAUCAUAUUUCCCAUGUUUCUACACGUUUGCUAAAUCUCAACACCACUGUAUUCUUAAUAAAUACAUUUGCAAAUAUA
Molecule: messenger RNA, 5349 nt
Organism: Carassius gibelio (silver crucian carp)
Lineage: Eukaryota; Metazoa; Chordata; Actinopteri; Cypriniformes; Cyprinidae
Product: transmembrane and coiled-coil domains protein 2
Exons: 7
Coding region: 137-1684 (515 amino acids)
Biological process (GO): amyloid precursor protein metabolic process
Cellular component (GO): endomembrane system
Molecular function (GO): DNA binding; protein dimerization activity
Source: RefSeq, a predicted model, not a curated record